Messenger RNA from Lates calcarifer (barramundi perch), 2211 nucleotides. RefSeq names its product ethanolamine-phosphate cytidylyltransferase. The transcript has 13 exons. Gene Ontology annotation, molecular function: ethanolamine-phosphate cytidylyltransferase activity. Gene Ontology annotation, cellular component: cytoplasm. The coding region runs from base 234 to 1454 and encodes 406 amino acids. Gene Ontology annotation, biological process: phosphatidylethanolamine biosynthetic process. Lineage: Eukaryota; Metazoa; Chordata; Actinopteri; Centropomidae. The record is from RefSeq and is a predicted model, not a curated record.
CGCACCGAGCGUCGUGCGUCGCCGGUAGAGGAGGCGUUGGCGCAUCGCAUUACUACCGCUGCUGCUGCUGCUGCUGCUGGCUCUGCUGCUGCUGCUGCAGACACAGAAACCGGCUGUCCUGCCCUGAAAAAGAGGGGGCACACAACCGACACGGUCCGUUCACCAUCUCGUUUGGAGGGAGUCGCCCCGUAGCCGAAGGUUUCACUUUUAAGAGACCACUAACCAGCUUCAGAAUGAUCAAGAACGGACAUCACCACCACCAAGUGAACACGGCAGCCGGGAAAGACGCAGGGACGACCCCCGGCGCUGCAGCGUGCAGUCCCGAGAAGAGGAGGCGAAGAAUCCGGGUGUGGUGCGAUGGCUGCUAUGACAUGGUGCAUUAUGGCCAUUCCAAUCAGCUGCGACAGGCCAAGGCCAUGGGAGAUUACCUCAUCGUUGGAGUGCACACAGACAGCGAGAUUGCAAAGCACAAGGGUCCGCCUGUCUUCACUCAGGAAGAAAGAUACAAGAUGGUGCGGGCCAUAAAAUGGGUAGACGAGGUCGUGGAAGGAGCGCCUUACGUCACCACCCUCGAGACCCUCGACAAGUACAACUGUGACUUCUGUGUCCAUGGAGAUGAUAUAACACUAACAGUGGAUGGUAAGGAUACAUAUGAAGAAGUGAAGAAAUCAGGACGGUACAGGGAGUGUAAAAGAACCCAGGGAGUUUCCACCACAGAUCUGGUUGGCAGGAUGCUGCUGAUGACCAAAGCACACCACAGCAACAUUGAUAGUUCAGACUAUCAGCAGCACACAGACAACUUUGGAAAGGGGUCGCAUGGUCAGAAGGGCCACAGUCCCUGGACGGGGGUCUCUCAGUUCCUGCAGACUUCGCAGAAGAUCAUCCAGUUUGCCUCGGGCCAGGAGCCUCAACCUGGAGACACUAUCAUCUAUGUGGCAGGAGCCUUUGACCUCUUCCACAUUGGCCAUGUGGACUUCCUGGAAGCUGUGCAUAAGCUCGCAGAAAAGCCAUACAUUAUAGUGGGGUUGCACUUUGAUCAGGAGGUGAAUCGGUACAAAGGGAAAAACUACCCCAUCAUGAAUGUCCACGAGAGAACACUCAGCGUCCUGGCUUGUCGAUAUGUGUCAGAGGUGGUGAUUGGUGCACCUUUUGCAGUCACAAAAGAUUUGCUGGACCAUUUCAAAGUGGAUCUUGUUUGCCAUGGAAAGACAGAAAUAUACCCUGACAAGGAUGGAUCUGACCCUUAUGCUGAGCCCAGGAGGAAAGGAAUCUUGCGCACUGUUGACAGUGGGAAUAGCCUCACUACAGAUGCCAUUGUGCAGAGGAUAAUCAAAAACAGGUUGCUAUUUGAAGCGAGGAACCAGAAGAAGGAGGCCAAAGAAAUCGCUGUUAUCCAGGCCAUGAAGCGACAAGAGGAGGAAAAGACUAAAGAAAGAGCCCAGGCUGUGCUGUAGGAAGCUGCCACCUGCCCCAAAAAAGGCACCAUCAACUAAGUGUCAUCAUAACACUGACAAGCUCAAUUAAUCUCAUCUCAUGUACAGUUAAAUCAACCCUUUUGUAAGUGUUCCUAUGACACCCUCCCCACACCAUCUUGGCUAAUAACAGCAGCCCGUUUGUAGCUAGAACGGCAUAAUCUGCUGUGGGAUAAUCAGGUAUACAAUGUGUGUGUAUGUGUGUGGAGGGGGAGGGGGGUCCUAUGUGUAUUAAUAUAUUCUAUAUGCAACUACAUGUUCACGUCAGUCAAGAAAUCAGACAUAUAACUAUUGAGUUUUGAACAAAACAAUUGAAAAACAAAGCUAGAACAAGGAAGAUAUCUCCAUGUCUUCAAUUGUCUAAUUUAUGUCUUGGGUAUUUUUCAGUCCUCAAGUACUUUUUUUUUUUUUGAUAAAAAAAAAAACAAAACAUUUUUAAAUAUUCUAUCAUGGGAUUUGGGCAUUUAAGGAGCAAGUGUGGGCACCUGAGAUGUUGGUCAGGCAUUGAACUAUAGCAAAAAGGAUGUGAUGUGUUAUUUCCAUGGGGCUGUUGCUGCUUUCUGCCCAGCAAUGGGCUUAGCCCCUCCUCAACUGAUCUAUCUUUGUAUAUACUGUAUGUACUGUAUGUAUGUAUGUAUUAUAAAAGUGAUUACAGGCUCUCUGGAGGAUGCUGAAACCACUAGAGAAUCAGGAGAGAAAAUUUCCCUGUUUCUGCAGUUUAAACUUGGUUUGCUUGGAA